UAAGUUCCGAUUCAUAUCUCUCCUCCACAAAUCGAAAACCCUCGAAACUCAAUAAACCUCAAUAGCCAAACCAAUACACAUUCCUGCAUCCGCUACACACUGCCGGAAGCUCUCCUUCAACCGCUCGUGGCCGCCGUCUCUCUCGUUUCCUGGUCUUCUCUUAGCAAUGGCUGACCAUGGCACUGUGGUGACUCAAUCAUCUGCUGUGAUGGACUAUGUAUCUGCUGAUCAUAGUAAUGCAGGUUCAAAUGCGUCUGAUUUGGAGAACACUGGCAAUCCUGUGGUUCCUGAGACCUCUAUAUCUACUGAACAUUUAGGGACUCAUACUGGUAUUGGAGAUCCUGUUACAUCCUCCUCCGUUAUGGACUCAACUCGCAGUUCUACUGUUGGUGCAGAUAGCAUUACAGAUUUGACUCAGCAGGAUACCCCUACGGUUGUGACCUAUGAUACCAAUGAAAAUGUUGGUGGACAUUUAGAUGCAUCUCAAGUUGCAUCAUAUGCCACUUCUAUAAACGGCACUAAUAAUGAAGCAACCGAUGUUGCAUCCACUGGUAUUACAGAAAAUGGAAUUCCAUCAGACAAUAUUCAUGAUGCUGCCGCAAUGCACCAGCCAGUGGAUGGAUCUGCUUUAUCUGCUGAAGAAGAACGACUAUGGAGCAUAGUGAGAGCAAAUUCUCUAGACUUUGGUGCAUGGACUGCUCUUAUAGAGGAAACUGAGAAAAUGUCAGAGGGAGACAUUAUGAAGAUUCGAAAAGUUUAUGAUGCAUUUUUGGCAGAAUUUCCUCUUUGUUAUGGUUACUGGAAGAAGUAUGCAGAUCAUGAGGCACGUAUUGGUUCUAUGGAUAAAGUUGUUGAGGUCUAUGAAAGAGCAGUUCAAGGAGUGACAUAUUCUGUAGAUAUGUGGUUGCACUAUUGUGUAUUUGCCAUAAACACAUACGGAGAUCCAGAAACUAUUAGAAGGUUAUUUGAAAGAGCAUUAGCUUAUGUUGGAACAGACUACCUAUCAUUUCCUCUGUGGGAUAAAUACCUUGAAUACGAGUACACACAACAAGCAUGGUCUCAUGUUGCUGCAAUCUACACACGGGUUUUAGAGAUUCCGAAUCAACAAUUGGAUCGCUACUUUGAAGGUUUUAAGGAGCUAGUUGCAAGUAGGCCACUAUCAGAAUUGCGUACUGCUGAAGAAGCUGCAGCAGCAGCAGCUGCUGAUUCUGAAGCCAGUGGUGAGCAAGUUGAAGGAGAGGUUCAUCCUAAUAGCGAGUCUUCUAAACCUGUAAGUGCAAGCUUAAAAGAUGCUGAGGAGUUGGAGAAGUAUAUCGCCGUUAGAGAAGAGAUCUAUAAGAAAGCUAAAGAGUUCGAUUCUAAGAUCAUUGGUUUUGAAACAGCUAUCAGGAGGCCCUACUUCCAUGUACGCCCCCUUAACUCAGCAGAGCUUGAAAAUUGGCAUAAUUUUCUAGACUUCAUAGAGGGAGGCGAUGACUUUAAUAAGGUUGUCAAGCUGUACGAGCGAUGCCUGAUUGCUUGUGCCAACUAUCCUGAAUAUUGGAUAAGAUAUGUUUUGUGCAUGGAAGCUAGUCAGAGUAUGGAUCUUGCCGAUAAUGCCCUUGCUCGUGCUACUCAAGUUUUUGUGAAGAGACAACCUGAGAUCCACCUUUUUGCUGCUCGAUUUCGGGAGCAGCAUGGUGAUAUUCCUGGAGCUCGAGCUGCUUAUCACCUGGUGCACACUGAAAUUUCACCUGGGCUUUUGGAAGCGACCAUUAAACAUGCCAACAUGGAACAUCGACUUGGAAAUCUUGACGAUGCCUGUUCUUUAUAUGAACAAGCUAUUGCAAUCGAAAAAGGAAAAGAACAUUCACAAACAUUACCUCUGUUGUAUGCCCAGUACUCUCGGUUUCUAUACUUGGUUUCUGGCAAAGUAGAGAAAGCUAGAGAAAUCCUUGAUCAAGUGGUUGAAAAUGCACAAUUGUCUAAACCACUACUUGAGGCAAUCAUCCAUUUAGAAUCAAUUCAACCACAGCCAAAGAGAAUUGAUUAUUUAGAUUCAUUAGUUGAUAAGUUUAUAGUUCCUACAAUUGAUACUUCUACUGUUGCAAGCAUUGAUGAAAGGGAGGAAUUAUCAAGCAUCUUUUUGGAGUUUUUGGAUCUUUUUGGGGAUGCGCAAUCAAUUAAGAAAGCUGAUGAUAGGCAUGCCAAGCUCUUCUUACGAAACAGAACCUCUUCAGAGUCUAAGAAGCGACAUGCUGAAGAUUAUCUAGUUUCAGACAAGACAAAGUUGUCAAAAGGUGUUGCUCCUGCAGCUGCUGCAUCAGUAAUGGGCUCAUAUCCUGGUGGGCAGAACCAGUGGCCUGGGGGUUAUAGCUCACAGCCUCAAACAUGGCCACAAACAACUCAAACUCAAGCUCAGCAGUGGAAUCCUGCCUAUACCCAACAGGCUGCAUAUGGUGCUUAUUAUGGAAGCGGUUAUACACAUCCACAAGCACCUACAUCUGUACCCCCAGCUGCACCUUAUGGUGCUUAUCCUUCAACAUAUCCAGCACAGAGUUAUGCACAGCCAGCUGUUGCUGCAACUUUGACUCCUGCACAGCCAGCUCCAGCAGCAGUUCCUCCUACGGGCUAUUAUGGUGGUGGUAGUUACUAUUGAGUAGACGACUCAAAUUUAGCUGAUUGAGUCAAUUUUGUUGGCCUAGAAGAAACUGAGCCCAUGAGUUUUUUGGCGUGGAUCUAGUGGAGUUGACAAGAUUUCAGGACAUGAAACUAUGAGGCACACUAGUAGUCUGUUUAGAUGAAUGUGGUGGCUUGUGAAGUUGUAUUCUAGUUAUUGCUCUAUUUUAUUUUUAGAUGUUGCGUAACAUUUUCUUGCAGUAGGUUGGACAAGAAACUACUUAGGAUGAAACAUAUUGCAAGACAUACAAUGAUUCUGUGUUUGCUCAGACCCCCUUGUAUCACUGACCCAUGCUUCCCCAUUCAGUGAAUGGUGUAUAAGAAAAUCCUUAGGUUAUUCUGAAUUGGAUUUUCUUCCUGUGUUAUACAGUUCAUCUUUAUUUAUAAUGAUUAGUUCUGCUUCUGUGAA
Ipomoea triloba (trilobed morning glory) is the source of this 3067-nucleotide messenger RNA. RefSeq names its product pre-mRNA-processing factor 39. The coding region runs from base 167 to 2638 and encodes 823 amino acids. Gene Ontology annotation, molecular function: protein binding. Gene Ontology annotation, cellular component: U1 snRNP; U2-type prespliceosome; commitment complex. The transcript is spliced from 14 exons. The record is from RefSeq and is a predicted model, not a curated record. Gene Ontology annotation, biological process: RNA processing; mRNA 5'-splice site recognition. Lineage: Eukaryota; Viridiplantae; Streptophyta; Magnoliopsida; Solanales; Convolvulaceae.